GUAGCUUUUGUACCGGGUAGCCGAGCUUUUCGACAUGAAUUUAUGAUGCCAUUUCCAAACAAUUGCAGCGGGCAAACACUCUAUCUCCCACUACAUCUCUUUCUUCCCUUUUUCUUCUUUCUUUUCUGCUACUUUUCUCUCUCUUCACUAUCUCUUCAAUUCUGCAACUCUAGAUUUAACUCAAUUUAGGUUAUCAAAUCUUCCCUAAAACAAUGCAUUGGGACUUAAUCUUAUGGCUAAUUGCCCUAGCCUCCAACAUCGCCCUCCUCAUUCUCCUCAUUUACCAGUUGAUUUGUUUGUCGGAUUUGGAGGCUGAUUAUUUGAAUCCAUAUGAGACGGCAUCGAAUAUCAAUUCUUUGGUUUUACCAGAGUUUGGAUUGCAGGCAGCCUUUUCUGCUCUUUUUCUUGUUACUGGGCAUUUCUUGAUGUUUCUUGUCACUCUUCCUGUUGCCAUUUAUCAUGCUAGAUUGUUUACUAGGGGAGAGCAUCUUGUAGACGUGACAGAGAUUUUCAGAGCACUUAGUGUUGAGAAGAAACACCGGUUGAUCAAGCUAUGUGUUUACCUAUUGUUUUUCUUCUUGGUUAUUUUCAGAUUUCCGGCAGGCUCCUUUUCCAGUUUACCAGUAUUCUCAUCCGAGCAUGGAGACUUAGAUAUCCGUUCCUCUUUUCUUGAAUUCUAGAUAUGAGCUGUUUAACAUUAGCCAAUGUAGAGCUUUGUAAAUUCUAUUGUUUGUCCCAUCCUGAGGAUCUUUUUCAACCUCCCCUCUCUGUUUGUUAGGAACUAUAAGCUACUUUUUUUUUUUUUUUUUGUCAUUUGACUUGUCUAUUGCAAACAAUGGAUGACAAAUAUAUUAGGACACAUUUUUUUUUUUUUUGACUUCUGAAGAUGAUGAUACUGUCAAACUUUGCCUUGUCAUUUUAACUGUGAGCUUAAGUGUGAAAAUCAGUAAAGUGCUAAACAACCUAUCCAGGUCAAGUUAUAUUUAAGAAGGCGGAUCGGUUGCAUUGUUGGUUAAUGCA
Molecule: messenger RNA, 1020 nt
Organism: Chenopodium quinoa (quinoa)
Lineage: Eukaryota; Viridiplantae; Streptophyta; Magnoliopsida; Caryophyllales; Amaranthaceae
Product: protein cornichon homolog 1-like
Exons: 4
Coding region: 213-680 (155 amino acids)
Biological process (GO): vesicle-mediated transport
Source: RefSeq, a predicted model, not a curated record